Molecule: messenger RNA, 2287 nt
Organism: Maylandia zebra (zebra mbuna)
Lineage: Eukaryota; Metazoa; Chordata; Actinopteri; Cichliformes; Cichlidae
Product: potassium voltage-gated channel subfamily V member 2
Biological process (GO): action potential; potassium ion transmembrane transport; protein homooligomerization
Cellular component (GO): membrane; voltage-gated potassium channel complex
Molecular function (GO): delayed rectifier potassium channel activity
Source: RefSeq, a predicted model, not a curated record
ACCAUAUCAGCCACAGCUGAGCCAUCAAACAGGAAAACCCCGUUUUCCCUGGGAUGUCAGAAGUGGCUGCAGGAUCAGAUAUUCGUGGAUUUACCAUGUGUUGAUUACAUCCCUUUCUCAGAGUCUUUCUUUUAAUGGUUGUUUUCCUCUUUCUGUUCUGUUGCAUUUCCUGUCUUGGACCACAGCUGAUAUGGCUUGCUCAGAGAACGCUCAGCUGCAAACAUGUUUGCAGAGCUCCUGCUAUAGUGUCAGCUCUCUCUCAAAGUGCACAAAGGGUAAUAAAACAUUCCCAUUUUCUCAGGAAAAAACAGCCAAAGCGUGGAGCUCACUGAAGAAUCUGGACUAUCCUGGGAUUAAAGAUGACUGCCCUAAAGGUGAGAAGACACCCAAACCCCAGCAAAACAUGAACUUAAAUGUAGGAGGGAAAGUGUUUUACAUUCCAAGAAUGUGUGCAGUUAGAUAUCCUAACACUCGAAUAGGUUCCUUAGCUCUCUGCCGGGACCAGGCAAAACUCCUCACCCUCUGUGAUGACUACUCUGUGUGCAGCAACGAGUUCUUCUUUGACCGGGAUCCUGCCUUCUUUCACCACAUCUGCCAUUUCUAUGCAACCGGAGUGCUUUGGAUCAUAGUGGAAAUGUGUCCCAUCAGCUUUGAGGAAGAAAUUGCAUACUGGGGCCUGAGCCUGAAGGACACACAGCUCUGCUGUUGGAUGGUGUUUCAGGAGAAGGUAGAUGAGUUGAAGGAGAACCUGGAGGUGGAAAGAGAACUAAUGGCUGAGGUCGAGGUAAAGUACAAUGAUGAUUAUUUCAAGGACAUGAUGUUUGGGGACGUUCGGAUGACUAUGUGGAACAUUGUGGAGAAUCCGUACUCGUCAACUCUUGCGAAGACUUUCACUCUGCUCUCUAACCUUUUCGUGCUCUUGUCCAUCGCUUCAAUGUGUCUCAACACUGUGGAAGAACUACAGUCGUACAGAAUCGAUGACAAAACCUACAUGGAGUGGGGAGAGAUCGUCACCAUUGUGUUCUUCACCUUUGAGUAUUUGAUUCGUCUCAUCACCACUCCUGACAUUGUAUUAUUUUUGAAGAGCGGACUUAACUUUGUGGACAUGGUUUCAGUCAUGCCUUAUUUUGUCCAGAUCAUCUUUGAAGCCUUUACUGACUCCGAGGAUGUGAGUGCACAAGAAGACCUCAGGGCCAUGGCCCGGGUCAGUAAGCUCAGCCACGUCCUCAAAAUUGUCAAGUUGCUGCGGAUCUUUCGGAUUUUGAAGCUAGCCCGCCACUCGACCGGCAUGAGGGCCUUUGCAUUUACUCUGCGGAGGUGCUACCAGGAGGCCUAUUGCAUUUUUCUCUUUAUCGCCUUGGGAAUCUUCACAUUCUCUGCUCUUCUGCAUUCAGCAGAAAGGGAAACCGAAGUCUCUCCCAUCAGCAGUAUCCCGUACGCCUGGUGGUGGGCAGCAGUCAGUAUCUCCACUGUGGGCUACGGGGAUGUGGUUCCUGUAACUAUCCUGGGCCGCAUCGUGGCCUUUGGAUGCAUUACUUUUGGGAUAAUCCUCAACGGCAUGCCGAUUUCUUUCCUGUUUAACAAGUUCUCUGAUUACUACAGCAAACUAAAGACCCAAGCUUACAAUUCUACCUCAGUCCAGCGCCGCUUUCAGCUUAAGAAGAGACUCAAGCGUAAAAUGGAUGCAUGGUUCCAUCCCUUUGAAGAAGAUGACACCACAGCCCAAUCCCCAUGCUAAGUGCAUCUCAUACAUGACCACUGUGUACUGUGAACGUGCUGCAGCCUCAAGCUGCCUUCAAAAGUUAAAAUGUGGUGCAAAAAAAUUAAACCUAGCACAUGUGAACGAGGGCAGGAAGAGGAAGUGGAAAGUUUCUUUGUACUGAUGCAAUUUCAGGCCUGGUAGUUUCACAACUACCACAUGCACCACUGUUUCUUUUUCAUUUUGUAUGUAUCUUGUAUGUAAGUAAUUCAUGCGAUUGAAAAGGAACCUGGAUGUCCAACCCAGGUAUUUUAACCUCAGGUGAAUCCAUCGUGAUGCUUAUCUUCCACCUGACACCAGUGAAUUAUAAAUAAUGAAUGCCUGCCAAUGACACCUUCUUUUUUAAGUAUGUGUCACAUGCGACUGCGACAUACCAAACAGGGCUAAAAGGGGUUUCUGGUUACCAUAUAGGUUACACUGUAGAUUUCCCGCUAAAGCAAAAUUGUACUAAGGAAUAACGACCUUGACACGAUGUUUUGGUGAAGGUCAAAUCAAACGUUUCUGAAUAAAAUGUGAGCAGGUUUUGAC